Messenger RNA from Xyrauchen texanus (razorback sucker), 1990 nucleotides. Its product is annotated as succinate--CoA ligase [ADP-forming] subunit beta, mitochondrial. Bases 80 to 1480 code for a protein of 466 amino acids. The transcript has 11 exons. NCBI's taxonomy places the organism in Eukaryota, Metazoa, Chordata, Actinopteri, Cypriniformes, Catostomidae. The record is from RefSeq and is a predicted model, not a curated record. Gene Ontology annotation, cellular component: mitochondrion; succinate-CoA ligase complex. Gene Ontology annotation, molecular function: succinate-CoA ligase (ADP-forming) activity; ATP binding. Gene Ontology annotation, biological process: tricarboxylic acid cycle; succinyl-CoA metabolic process.
UCGCGCAGUUGGCGUACGUGCUCACGCAGGCGCGUGUUGCCAUUUGUUUUUCUGCUGCGCUGCUUGUGUACAGAGCAACAUGGCGACGUCCCUGAUUUGUGGCCGGUUGUCCGCUGGACUGAGGAAUGCCGGCCCUAGGACGAGUAUAAGAUCGGCAGCUAAGGUGCUUGGUGGGACAUCAGGUCUGUUUGGUAACCAAGGGAACCAGCCAUCUCCAAUGCUGUCAGGGCAGCAGCAGAGAAACCUCUCCCUACAUGAGUACGCAAGCAUUGGGCUGCUGAAGGAAGCGGGCAUCUCUGUGCCCGCAGGUAUUGUGGCCAGCUCGCCUGAUGAGGCCUUUUCUGCUGCCAAGCAGAUCGGCUCCAAAGACCUGGUGGUAAAAGCUCAAGUGUUGGCAGGUGGUCGAGGCAAAGGCUCUUUUGAGGGAGGAUUGAAGGGAGGAGUCCGAAUCGUUUACUCGCCAGAAGAAGCAAAGGACAUCUCCUCUAAGAUGAUUGGCAAGAAACUGUUCACUAAGCAGACAGGGGAGGCAGGGCGAAUUUGUAACCAGGUGUUUAUCUGCGAGCGCAGGUACCCGCGCAGAGAGUAUUAUUUUGCCAUCACUAUGGAGAGGUCCUUUCAGGGACCCGUGCUGAUUGGCAGUUCUCAGGGGGGCGUGAACAUUGAGGAUGUGGCUGCAGAGAAUCCCGAUGCUAUUGUAAAAGAGCCCAUUGAUAUCGUAGAGGGAAUAAAGAUAGAGCAAGCCAUAAAGGUGGCAGAGAAGAUGGGCUUCCCUCCUGCACUGAUCAAUGAAGCUGCAGAGAACAUGUUGAAACUCUAUGAUGUCUUUAUUAAGUAUGAUGCAUCUAUGUUGGAGAUAAACCCAAUGGUGGAGGACUCAUCUGGCAUUGUGAUGUGUAUGGACGCUAAGAUCAACUUUGACUCCAAUGCUGCCUAUAGACAGAAGAAAGUGUUUGAUAUGCGCGACUGGACUCAGGAGGACGCCAGAGACAGACAGGCAGCCAAAGCAGACCUCAACUACAUCGGCCUGGAUGGCACUAUCGGCUGCCUGGUCAAUGGAGCUGGUCUCGCAAUGGCAACAAUGGACAUCAUAAAACUGCAUGGUGGAAUUCCUGCGAACUUCCUAGAUGUAGGAGGCGGAGCCACAGCACAGCAGGUGACCGAGGCCUUCAAGCUCAUCACCUCUGAUAAAAAGGUCCAGGCUAUUUUGGUGAACAUCUUUGGUGGCAUCAUGAGGUGUGAUGUCAUUGCGCAGGGAAUUAUCAUGGCCGUCACGGACUUAAAGCUGAGAAUUCCCAUCGUAGUGCGGUUACAAGGAACGAGAGUGGAUGAUGCCAAGGCUCUGAUUGCUGCCAGCCCUCUGAAGAUCCUGGCCUGUGACGAUCUGGACGAGGCGGCCAAGAUGGUUGUAAAGCUUUCUGAAAUUGUGUCAUUGGCCAAAGAGGCCCAGGUUGAUGUCAAGUUCCAGCUGCCCAUCUAACAAAACAAACCCACCGAAUCACCAUUUAAACCAUCUUGUAUAAACUGAAUCUGAAAGUCGGCAACCUGAACUUAUCUUGUCCCAGACCUCCAAUAGAGAUCUCUGCAGCCCCCGUGUCUUGUUCAAGCUCUCAUUUCUGUCUCUUUUUGGUUCCCGCUCCCUUCUGUUUCACCAGUGCUUCCCGAUUGUAAAGAAACACGUGUCUGCACGGUACUACUUACAUUUCUUGCGCUCAACCCCCACCCCACUGUGCAGCACCCAUCUAACCACUAACAUACUGUUGGUUAUUAUGUUCUAUUGGUUAAGAUUGGGUUAGUGUUACUGCCUACUGUCAUUUAUUUUGUCUAUGUAUGUUUUCUCAAGUGGAGGAUGUAUUUAUGUGGCACUGUAUUUAUACUGUUGAAAUGUACAUGGAGAGCCGUUUCUCUGGAUAUAGAAUGUCUUUGACACACUGGUUCUGUCUUUUGCCACACAUACACACAGUAUCAUUAAAAAGCAAAUGUUAUCCCC